GACGGAAUCGAUUCAGGGAGGUGUAGGAUGUGGACUCCGGUCACCGGCGGGCGGGAGAGAUGGAAUUAUUUUGAACCCAGGGAUUUUUCUUUUGUCAGUUGUUAGUUAAGGAAAAUCUACGAUGGAUUGGAGGCAACACAAGUGGGCAUAUGGGGAGCACGGACUGGACGUAAUAGGACGAAGAGAGAUAAUUCAAUCCCUCGUGACUCUUGCCCAAAGACAGCUUCGCAAGUUGAACCUCCGGUGGUGGGAAUGACGAGCUGGACAGCGAUGCGAACAAGGCUCUCGCUGGCAGUCGGCCAACGCGCCGUGGCGCAGGAAGUUAAGAGGUGCAGCGUUGCAAGCAACUUGCGCCAGCAGCAAGAGCUCCAUUUUGAAUCAAUCGAGCCUCCACGACCCGCGAAAGCCCACUUCCUUGUUGCCCUGGGGCCGGACAGCAAACGACAACAACAAAACGAACCAAUCGAGCGACUAGUUUCCCUUCCGUUUUCAUAUACAGAGCAUAUCAAGAUGUCGGGCAGAUACGCUUUCGCCAAGGGCCUCAAGGAGGUUCGUUUCCUCUUCUGCCAGACUGGUGAGCACAGCGCUGCUACUCGGUCUUUCCUUAGCCGCGCAUACCCCAUCAUGAAGAAGAACAACCCAUCGACACCCAUCAUGCUCCGCGAGGCCCAGGGCACACUCCCCAAGAUCUAUGCGAGAUAUGGACUUGGUCAGGAGAAGAGCCAGUCAUUAGAAGGACUUUCCGACAAGCAGAUCGAGGAUGCCGUCACACAGCUCGUCAAGAACGAGACUUCAUAA
Messenger RNA from Podospora bellae-mahoneyi, 798 nucleotides. RefSeq lists its product as uncharacterized. Bases 253 to 798 code for a protein of 181 amino acids. NCBI's taxonomy places the organism in Eukaryota, Fungi, Ascomycota, Sordariomycetes, Sordariales, Podosporaceae. The record is from RefSeq and is a predicted model, not a curated record. The transcript has 5 exons.